AUAAAGCAAACACAUGCAGAGAUUAAAUACUAGUAGCAGACAAAGAAAGUUACCAAUACAUUUUGUGGAAGCAGGGAGUGCAGGAAACAUAGAUAUAUGAGUGUUCAGGUUAUUUAAAAAAAUGUUAUUUAAGGAACCAAGACAGCUGCUAAAAACACCAACUACGUUUAAGCAAGGAAAAGGAAAAAGGGCAGAGGCUUCAGGUAACUAACUUAUUAAAACUCAGGUAAAGGUCAGUUUCCACAUCUGCUCAUUGGAGCGUUCACCCAAGUUCCCAUCCAAAGGAAUAAGUGACUGAGCUAAAGAUGUCACGCAGGAAGCAGAGAAAACCUCAGCAGCUCAUCUCUGACUGUGACAACUCAACAUCUUCCGAAAAUGGAGACACGGCAGGAGAAGAUGCUCAAGUUUGCCUGAAGUGCUGUGCGCAGUUUGAUGAGCCGUCUGAUUUUGCCAGGCAUAAGGAAUCUUGCUCCAUGGACAACCAUGUUGUGGUCAUAGUAGAGAACCAAGAAGAAUCAGGGAAAGGCUUUCAUACAAUUAUUAGUGAAGGAUCUGUUUCACGACCUGUGACUCCAAAUACUAUGACAACUGGAAAUAAAACAGACACUAUUCAACAAGCUGAGAGAGAUACAGGAAUUAUGGGUGCCAUGAGACAAGAUAUAGGUAAAAAGGGGGUAGGCCCAUCACAACGUUUCCUUAUUCCCAGUGGAGGCUUAAUUGUGGAAGGUGUGACAGGGCCAAAGGUUGGGAUGGCUCCAGUGAGUCAGGAAGCUUUUCCUUCUGGUCAAACAACUGCAGCCCCAAUAAAUAUCCCAAUGAUACUGGAAGAAUUGAGAGUUCUGCAGCAACGGCAGAUUCAUCAAAUGCAAAUAACUGAGCAGAUCUGUCAACAGGUGCUUAUGCUUGGCUCUCUCUCCAUGCCACCAUUGGCACAUACAACAUCUUCAUCUGAUGGAUCUCCUGGGGCCAAGUCUCUUCCGAUCUUCAGUCCGUCAACACAAUCUCAGCCUGUGCCAGAAACAGCAAAGACUUAUCCUGGAGAAGACACCACCAAGCAGCCUUUUCUUCAUAUUUACAACACAGUAGGACAGCCAUUUAGUGGCAGAAAUAUUCCAAAUGUGAAAGACAAGUUGUUUGGAGGAUUCUGUGACAAGCUUUCUCCAGUAAGUGCAUCUCUUCCAAGCUCACCAACCAGUCAACUGAUAUCCCCACAUUCAGUUUUUCCUCCAGGUUUACCUACUUUGCCAGGAGCAUUAUUUUUAGGUGCAAGAGUAUUGGAGACUGCCCCAAGCCUACUUAAACAAAAAAACAGUGAGCCAUUACGUGGUGAAAGCCAACAGGACAGGUCAUCAGGAAGACAUAAAUGCCGUUUCUGUGCAAAGGUUUUUGGAAGUGACAGUGCCCUUCAAAUUCACCUACGUUCUCAUACUGGUGAAAGACCAUACAAAUGCAACAUCUGUGGAAAUCGUUUUACCACAAGAGGCAAUCUAAAAGUACACUUCCAUCGACAUCGAGAUAAGUAUCCUCAUAUUCAAAUGAAUCCAAAUCCUGUUCCUGAGCAUCUAGACUAUGUUCUGUCAAACACAGGCCUUCCCUAUGGUAUGUCAGUACCUCCAGAGAAAGCAGAAGAAGAGACGCUAGACAAAAAGCCUCUUUUGCCACCAGUGAUGACCACAGAAAGUCUAAAUCUUUUUUCUGGUUCAAGUAGUCAGGGACUUCCAUCACUUAGCAAGUUGGUACUCAUGAAAGCUGGAGAUGGAACUCCAACACUAAAGAGUCCGAUUGGUUUUCCUAAGACAAAGGCUGAUGAAAAUACUCCUCCAGGAGAAAGGUCAGAAAUGGUAGGAUCCGGUGUCAGUGGAAGAAUGCAGCUCAGCAAGUUAGUUACAUCACUUCCAAGUUGGGCACUAUUAGCAAGCCACUUUAAAACAGGGGCAUUUCCUUUUUCGUACACAGUUGAACCACUGGGAUAUUCAGAAACCUCAAAGCUACAACAACUUGUAGAAAAAAUUGACAAGCAAGCAACUGUCCCUAACCAAUGUGUUAUCUGUUUAAGGGUGUUAAGCUGUCCCCGGGCUCUCAGGCUUCAUUAUAACCAACAUGGUGGAGAAAGACCAUUCAAGUGCAAAAUAUGUGGGAGGGCAUUUUCUACAAAGGGCAACUUAAAGGCCCACUUUGUGGGUCACAAGUCUAGUUUAUCAUCAAAGCCUCAGAAUUCAUGUCCAAUAUGUCAGAAGAAGUUUACAAAUGCUGUUACUCUCCAGCAGCACAUAAAAAUGCAUUUAGGAGGGCAAAUCCCAAAUGGUGAACUUAUGGACAUAGGUGGAAGCAAAAGUGAAUGCAUAGAGGAUAAGAGUAUCCCAGAUUUUUCAGAUGAAAUUAGUACAGAUGAAGAAUCUUUGGUUGGUAGUGAAUCAGAAAAUGAUAAAACAGCACUAGUUGAUUCAGAAAUCUCCAGUUUAGAAGGUGAUGCGGCCAAUGCUAUUGUCAAGAAAAAUGAAGAAAAUAGCAUAACUUCUUCUGUUGCCCCUCAGCUCACACCAUAUGCAGCCAAAGAGUCAAGUACAUCACCAGAACUUACUGUUGACAAUAAGCCAGUCUCAGAAACUAUUCCAAAUUAUAUAACUGAUGAACAACCAAUGAAAGAUAUUGAAUGCGCAAUAGAACCUGAAUCAAGUAUAAGUCCCCAAAACACAAAUGUGAAAACCACUGGGGAUGAAAGUAGCACAGAAAAGGAAAAUGAUCCUGAACUAAAUCUAUGUAAUAAAACUGUGGGAAGUCCACAUCAGAAGGAAACUCACAUAUGCACACUUUGUUCAGACAGACUUCCUAGUAGUGAAUCACUGGAAGAGCAUACCAAGUACCACACCAAAGAUGGGCUGUUCCACUGCCUAGUUUGCAAGCAAAGCUUUUUGGAGGCAUCCAUUCUGAAGAAGCAUGUUCUGCAUGCACACCAGGUGAGCCAUUUCUUCCCUCCUCAGCUGACCAGCAGCCCAAAAUGCCCAAAUGGAGACUUGCCACCUCCAGCCCAAACCUUUCUGGUGAACUCAGUGAAGAGUGAAGUGGUAAGCCCACCCCAGACAUUGGCACUAGUCCAGUUUCCUCGGCUGGCGGUACCCUCAUCCCUUUCCCCUCCUUUGAGACGCAGCCCUAAGCAGCAUCUGUGCGUAGUAUGUAAGAAGACGUUCUCCUCGGCCAGUGCCUUGCAGAUUCAUGAAAGGAUACAUACAGGAGAGAAGCCUUUUUCCUGCAAUAUGUGUGGAAGGGCGUUCACCACACGGGGGAACCUGAAGGUCCACAUGAGCACACAUGUAUGGAGCACUAACAACUCUAGAAGAGGAAGGCGUCUCUCUCUGGAUAACCUUGGUCCGCUAUUUUCAGGAAGCCCUGUGAAAUUGCAUGACUUUCUGUCCAAAGAUAUCCCCACCCAGUUGGUUGGAGUCAACCCAUUAUCUUUUUGGAAUCAAUAUACAGCCUAUCUUACAAGUGGCCCUCUCCCAACAAGUGGAAGCGUUACCUCUGCGGCAGCUGUAAUUUCACCACCUGCUUUGCUUGGCUUGCAAACAGCUAAAGUUGGAAGCAUUCCUGUGGGAGAGCUAGCAGAAGUCAAAGAGAGAAAAACUGCAAACACUGAAGCUCCAUGUGACAGUUUGACAAAAGAAGAGAAGUAGAUAUACUGGAAUUAGUCCCAAAAACAUGCUGAGACAAUGCGCAAAUAGUGAGCAGUGGGUAUGAUCCCUGGAGACAGCCAACUGAGACAAUGUUGGGUAGCUUUAGGUGUCCCUUUUUUACAACCACAUCCUCCUCAACAAAAAGAAGACUCACCACAGCAUACUUACAUGUUAAAUUGUUAUCUGAGAUAGCAGUUUGUACAGAAUGUAUAUGACAAUGACAAGUAAAUGUAUUGAUGCAUCCCAUAAAUAUCUGAUUUGAUAAAAUGAGGAUAAUCAGAGGCAAAAACAAGUUUGCUCUGAAAUCCAUCAAUUUUUACUUACACAUCGAUUCUUUUUUUACAUAUGGCCUCAACUUCAGAUGAUGUGUUGUGGGCUGACAGAUGGUAAACAUAUGAAGUCUCUGAUAACAACUAUUAAAAUAAGGAUUAGAAAUUUGACUGUAUAUAAAAUUCUGAAAUCUACUUUAAAUCAACCACAAUGAGAUAUGUAAAAGUCUUUACAGACACUGACAAUACUAGAAGAAUGUAAAACUCACUAUCAAUUAAAACCUACUUACUGCAGAAUAAGUGUUAAUCUGGGUUUGGAGUGCAAUAGCACGCCCAAGUCCUUUGUGAUAAUUCUCAAGAUCGCAAACUUUGGCUCUCCAGCUGCUGUGAUUAAAUGUCUCCAAUGUUUCUGAGCCAGUCUAUUCAAAUCUAAAGAUAUUCUAUUAUAGAAACAUUCACAAUCGACAUUCACAAUCGAGAACGUCCUAACAAUCAAUCCUGUGCAUGAUCGAAAUCCAGAUUUCCAAUAAUAUCAUGGAGCAUAGAAAAUCUACAGCUGUCAAUCACUUCCACAAAGGAUCAGGCUGUUUUUUUAGUCUUCUAAAAUGAUGUUCAUUUAACCCAUUAAGGGCCAGGUCAAAUGUUACACUGACUGUGUUGUAAUUACAGUCUGGUCCCUAAAGACGUUAUGCCAGAAUGAAAUGUCCUUAUUUAUUCUCGACAGCUCCACACAUCCUUUGGUCAUCAAAUGAGUGCCUCAUUUUCGGUUAAGAUCCUUAAAGAACUGUUAUGACAGCAUAGACAGUUAUUGGUUCUUCAAGAAGUUAAUCCACCCAAGUUACUGGUUAAGAUCGUGUGUUAUAGGCAUCAAAAUGGCUUUUUGUUAGUGAAGUAGUAGAGAUGAAGCCAUUACUUAAACAUUCAUUCUCAUUAGUCCCAUGCAUGCUUUGACCCAUACUAUGAUCAAUCACUCAUAUUAACAAACACUAGUGUUACUCUGGGCCUUGUAAUUCUGUGUUAACUCUGUGUUCAUGCUUUCAAGCCUCAGAUUGAAAUAGUAAGACAUGUUUCAUCUGCUUUACCCUCGUGUAUUCUUCUUGUAGGCUGUGAAAUAUCUUCCUAACAUGGAUGAUGUAUAUGGGAUAUUGUUGGGUGUGCUAGGAUAGCACAAACCUUUUGGAGACACUAGCCAGGUGUUCAGAUAGUUUACAUCAAAUGUUUCAUGCUUAAUAAAU
Messenger RNA from Pelobates fuscus (common spadefoot toad), 5175 nucleotides. RefSeq names its product spalt like transcription factor 2 (gene SALL2). Gene Ontology annotation, molecular function: DNA-binding transcription factor activity, RNA polymerase II-specific; RNA polymerase II cis-regulatory region sequence-specific DNA binding. The coding region runs from base 306 to 3671 and encodes 1121 amino acids. Gene Ontology annotation, biological process: regulation of transcription by RNA polymerase II. Gene Ontology annotation, cellular component: nucleus. The transcript has 3 exons. Lineage: Eukaryota; Metazoa; Chordata; Amphibia; Anura; Pelobatidae. The record is from RefSeq and is a predicted model, not a curated record.